Molecule: messenger RNA, 1563 nt
Organism: Prinia subflava (tawny-flanked prinia)
Lineage: Eukaryota; Metazoa; Chordata; Aves; Passeriformes; Cisticolidae
Product: zinc finger protein 239-like
Exons: 2
Coding region: 137-1039 (300 amino acids)
Source: RefSeq, a predicted model, not a curated record
UGAUUGGGCAGAGGCACCAUGGGCGGAGCGCGUGUGCGGGCCCGGGAGCGGCGGCAGCGGCCGGAGCCCGGUGAGGCGGCGGCGGAGCUCGGAGGCGGCCCCAGCGCAGGAUUUUUCAUUCCCAAGGAGUGUCCAUAUGGAGGAGGAGGAAAAGCCCCAGAGAUCCCGCCCAAGGAGGGGCUGCAAACCCAGCGCAGGGAUCUGCGAGGAGGAAAGACCCCCCCUGUGCCAGGAGGGCGGCCGGAGAUGCAGGCGGAGCUCAGAGCUGGGGGAGAAGCCCCACAAGUGCCUGCAAUGUGGGAAGGGUUUCAGCUGGAGCUCUGAACUGAUCCGGCACCAGGUGAUCCACAGUGGGGAACGGUCCUACGAGUGUGGGGAGUGUGGGAAGAGCUUCAGCCGCAAUUCCAGCCUGACCCGGCACAAGAGGAUCCACAGUGGGGAACGGCCCUAUGAGUGUGGGGAAUGUGGGGAGAGCUUCAACCACAGCUCCACUCUGACCCAGCACAAGAUGAUUCACACUGGGGAACGGCCCUACAAGUGUGGGGAGUGUGGGAAGAGCUUCAGGCGGAGCUCUGAUCUGAUCCGGCACCAGGUGAUCCACACUGGGGAAGGGCCCUGCACCUGCUUGGAAUGUGGGAAGAGCUUUGCAUGGAGCUCCGACCUGAGAAAACACCAGCACAUCCACACCGGGGAGAGGCCCUACGAGUGUCCCCAGUGUGGGAAGAGGUUUCAGACCAGCUCCCAUCUCCUCACACACCAGCGGAUUCACACGGAGGAGAGGCCCUUCCGCUGCCCCGACUGCAGCGAGGGCUUCAAGCGCAACGCCACCCUCAUCAUGCACCGGUGCAUCCACACCGGGGAGAGGCCCUAUGAAUGUCCCCAGUGUGGGAAGAGCUUCUCCAGGAGCUCAAUCUUGACCAAACACCAACGGAGGCACCAUAAGGGAAGCCCUGUGAGUGCCCCGAGAGCGGGAAGAGCUCCGUGCGCUGCUCCAGCUCCAUCCCCCAUGGGAGGAUCGGCAUUGGAUGAUCCCCAGUGACCCCCGCUGGGCAGAGCCCUGGUGAUCCGUGGUCCUGGUGAUCCCUGUUGGGAAGACACCUGGCUGGGAUGCUCCACAUCUUCCUGUCUCCCUGUGGGCACCUGGAUGAACGCAGGGGCAGGAACAUCCAUGGGGACACAGACUGACAUUGGGAAUUCCUUGGGGAGAGAGGAUUUGUUGACUUUCAACCCCAGAAAAUCUUUAGAGUUCAAUCCUAUUUUCUGGUGGCAUAAAGGAAUAUUGGAGAUCUUUUCCAACCUCAGGGAUUCCAGGAUUUUGAUUUCCUAUUGCCUGAGGGCAUCUUCUGUUUCCAAAUGCUGGUGGACUGGGGGAAAGACCAAGAUUUUGGGGAUAGUGGGAUGGAAACCCGUCCAAACAAGGUUCUUCCCUCCCAUCCAAGCACGUGGAUCCUCAGCUGGCAUGGAUAGGGAAUGCCUUUUCUUUUGGCCUUGAUUUGCUUUUCAUUUCUCUUCAUGUCUUUAAAAUAUCCAACAGUGUGGUAAAAAUAAAGACAUGAACUAAGA